Molecule: messenger RNA, 711 nt
Organism: Selaginella moellendorffii
Lineage: Eukaryota; Viridiplantae; Streptophyta; Lycopodiopsida; Selaginellales; Selaginellaceae
Exons: 2
Coding region: 1-711 (236 amino acids)
Source: RefSeq, a predicted model, not a curated record
AUGGACACACUGAACAAGCUGUGCUGUGUGGUUCCGCCGGCUUCCGCCGGAGAGAUCGUGGCACCCUCACCGAUCAACGAAGACGAAGUCAAGAAGAGCUUGAUCGCUAGGGGGAGUUCCGUGGUUAGCGUCGACAGCAGCGAUGGGUUUGGGAUUAUCAUCAGCAAGGAUGUCAUCUUGACAACCAGUUCUACGUUUCCGGAUCCAGCGGCUGCGGAAGGUGCAACCGUCAACGUCCGUACUCCUCCAGCCGCGUCGCUCGAGCUCAAGUUGUGGCCUCAGAGAUUCUUCGUGACCAACAGGGACUUGGACCUGACACUCGUCGCUUGCGACCCCAUCACGACAUCAGACGUGUCGCCGCUCAUGUCCGACGCCUCCAAGAUCUCUAGGCAAUCACUGGAGGCGGGCUCUAAGGUGUACAUUCUGGGGUAUCCCAGGGGGAGCAAGAUGGGCUCCAAGUCCAGUGCAGCGCUCGGAGAGGGGAGAGUGACGGUGAAGGAGGACAAGUUCUUGAGGAUCCAGACGGAUGGCCUGGUCUGGGCAUCCGGCUCCGCCGGUUUCAACGAGCAGGGCCAGCUCGCGUUCGUGAUUUGCAAUCCCCACCAGUCCUUCGCAGCGGGGUCGUCAUCGAUUCACGGAGAAGAGCGGAGGGACGACAAGCAAUCGGGUGUUUCCAUCGGGGACGUUUGCUCGCGGCUCAUUCAAGUUUGA